GUCCAAGCUGGCCAUCGUUGCCUCGACACCUGUGCCAGCCCUGGCAGCAAGACAGCGCAGAUGCUUGUUCAACUUGCAAAGGCGAACUUUGAGAAGUGGGGCAGGGGACUGGAGUCCAUCUCCGGUGAGGCGAAGCAGCGCUGCUUGCGCUUCCUGCAUGGCCGAAUCGACUACUCCGCCGACGAGGGCUGCGUGGUCGCCAACGAGAUCUCGACAGACCGAGCAGGGAUGCUCGUGCAUCAGAUUGCCAGGCAUCAGCCACUGUAUCCCCUGGUGAUCUUCACCUCCCACGAUGCCCGCUACUUCCCGAGCCUUCGCGACGAAGAGGGCCAGGAGGUGCUCUUCGACCGCAUCCUUUGCGACGUGAUGUGCUCCAGUGACGGAACGCUCCGAAAGUCACCCCACCUUUGGCGCGAGUGGACGCCGAAACUCGGCUUGGAGCUCCAUGCCUCACAGCUGGCCGUGGCUCUGCGCGCCCUGCGUCUUCUACGCAUUGGGGGGCGCCUGGUUUACAGCACCUGCAGCCUUUCUCCCGUGGAGGACGAAGCUGUCGUGGCAGAGAUCCUGCGGACGCCUUCAACGCCCACGAAACCCUUCGAGCCAAAGGAACUCAAAGAGGCGCGGCAAAUGCUCGCGCCGCUGAAAACGGCUCCCGGCUUGCGGAAAUGGAAGGUGACAGCGGGCGUGUUCGGUGCUUUGGGGGGUGGCACAUCUCAGCAAGCGGCAGACAUUCUCGAGCUUUGCGGAGGCGUCUUCCCGCCAGAGGAGAGCACGUCUGCGAGCGCCCAGCUGCCAAGGUGUAUCCGCAUCCUUCCACACCACAACGACACCGGAGGCUAUGACAGCGAUGUGGACAGCGACGGCGAAGAGGCAUCCAGUCUUGUGAGUCUGAAGAGCGUCGAGCGUCGAAGGCAGCUGCGGAAGCUCGAGGAGGACAAGACCGGGCUGUGGGACCCCCGUGGCAUUGCUGUGGAAGCUGGGCGCAGCGAGCAGGAGAGGCAGAAGGCUGAAUCCCGGCGCGAGCGCGCGAGGAAGUCGGGAUCCCUGUCUCGGGAGAUUGUGCGCUACGAGCCGCUCGGCGAGUCUCCCGAGCAGGCUGCCGCACUGCGUUGCUUUUAUGGACUGCACGACAGCUUCCCGGAGGAGCUUUUCUUCAGCCGCCGGCAUCUGGAGCUGGAUGCCGCGGGGGAGCUCGUGCAGACGCAUUGGGGCGAGGCUAGCCAGCUGAUCUUCCUCGCGAAGGCGGCCGCGCGGCUGCUGCGCCUGGGCACGGCCCAGGGCGCCAAGCGGAAGCUGCGGGUCAUCGCAGGGGGCCUCCGAGUCUUCGAGAAGGAUCGCUUCGAUGUGCCUGACAAAGCCACGCAGUUCAGGUUUGCCCAAGAAGCCAUCGAGCCGAUGCUGCCCUAUGUCGGCCGGCGUGUUGUUGUCCUGGAG
Molecule: messenger RNA, 1434 nt
Organism: Symbiodinium necroappetens
Lineage: Eukaryota; Dinophyceae; Suessiales; Symbiodiniaceae
Source: the annotation of a GenBank genome assembly